This is a messenger RNA of Colossoma macropomum (tambaqui), 1703 nucleotides long. It is a transcript of the gene gpr37l1a, whose product is annotated as G protein-coupled receptor 37 like 1a. The coding region runs from base 118 to 1677 and encodes 519 amino acids. Gene Ontology annotation, biological process: positive regulation of MAPK cascade; adenylate cyclase-inhibiting G protein-coupled receptor signaling pathway. The transcript has 3 exons. The record is from RefSeq and is a predicted model, not a curated record. Lineage: Eukaryota; Metazoa; Chordata; Actinopteri; Characiformes; Serrasalmidae. Gene Ontology annotation, cellular component: signaling receptor complex; plasma membrane. Gene Ontology annotation, molecular function: G protein-coupled peptide receptor activity.
CUGAGAGCAGCUGCAACUGUGAGUGAAAUGCUCCCACUUUCUCUCCUCCAGCAUCAUCCCUCCAUCGUCUCCUCGUCGCUCUCCAACUAACUCCAGGCCCUUCUGAAGGAGGGAAAAAUGGUUCUCCUACUUUGCAUGGCUGUGGUUCUUGUAGGAACUUCAGAAGCAGGUCCAACAGCGGUGGAUGAAGCUUCUUUCUGGAUAGAAACUCCAUCAGAUGGUCUUCUAUCUACACCAGCCAUCCAGUCUGCUCCAGCAUUGAGAAACAGCAGGAGUGAAGAUGUGAAAAUGGAAGAUUCUUCAAUUUCACACCUUGAGAAGCACCACAGAAGAGUUCCGAGGGGUUCUAAGGAUCGAAAACUGAAGCAAAAAGAGCAUCAGGUGCUUCAUACCCAGAGGCACCCAAGACCCUUUGACCCUGAAGGUUACUUCACCACUCCGAGGGUCUUCAACGGGUCACUCCUCAUCCACAACCCGCUGUACCCGGUGACGGACGACUCCUACAGCGCCUACGCAGUCAUGCUGCUGUCUCUGGUGGUCUUCGCGGUGGGUGUGGUGGGUAACCUGGCGGUCAUGUGCAUCGUCUGGCACAACUACUACCUGAAGAACACCUGGAACUGCGUCCUGGCCAGCAUGGCAUUCUGGGACUUUGUGGUGCUCUUCUUCUGCCUGCCUGUGGUCAUCUUUAACGAGCUGACCAAGAGGAGGCUGAUGGGAGACCUGUCCUGCCGAGUCGUGCCGUACCUGGAGGUGACGUCUCUAGGUGUCUUCACCUUCAGCCUGUGUGCUCUGAGCAUUGACCGCUUCCACAGGCUGACCGGCGCCCCCUCCAGGCCGCAGCAGCAGCAGGUGGAGUCGUGCGGCUCCAUCGUCGCUAAGCUCUCCGUGGUUUGGUUCGGCUCUCUGCUUCUAGCUACUCCAGAGCUGCUUCUGUGGCAGAUGGACACAGAAACUUCGCCCGUUUCCGGUCUGCCGAUGGACUCCUGCGCCCGCCGGCCAUCUGCAUCGCUGCCCGAGGCUAUUUAUUCUCUGGUUUUGACCUACCAUGAGGCUCGCAUGUGGUGGACCUUCGGCUGCUUCUUCUGCCUGCCUCUGCUUUUUUCUCUGGGUUGCCGGCUGCUUACGAGCCACAUGGUCGAAGAAUCCGCGAGACAGACCCGCCCUUCAUCGUCUUCGUCCUCUUCGUCCUCUUCAUCCUCACUGAAGAAGAAGAAACGAGGUCAGGAGGAUCAGCUAAGCCGCAUGCUAACCAUGCUAAUGGCCGUUUACGGCUUAUGCGGCCUGCCUGAACACGCGUGGAACAUAGGCCUUGCCUACGCUAACCUGGAGGUCAGUAAGGCCACGCUGGCCCUCUUAUCUCUGAUUGGUCAGUUUCUGAUGUUUGCGCAAGCUGCAGCCACGCCCAUGCUAAUUCUCCUAGCCAGCCGCUCGCUAGGCCGAAGCUUCGUGGACUGCUGCUGCUGCUGCUGUGAAGAGUGUCUGCCGGACCGAGCUUCGUCAUCAUCAUCGUCGUCGUCUUCGUCCACCACAGCGACCGCCAUGUCCUCCUCUCCUUCCUCCCCGGUUUCGGUGAACGAAGAGAAGCUGCAGAUUGUUUCUGGAACGACGCCAGCCUCCGUUUUCUUCGAUAAAGUAAAGGACGGCUCUGCGGAGAUGGCCAUAGGGACUCCAUGCUGAGCGGCCCAAAAAAGGUCAACACAUAA